This is a messenger RNA of Mytilus trossulus (common blue mussel), 7143 nucleotides long. RefSeq names its product prolyl 4-hydroxylase subunit alpha-2-like. Gene Ontology annotation, cellular component: endoplasmic reticulum. The transcript has 13 exons. Lineage: Eukaryota; Metazoa; Mollusca; Bivalvia; Mytilida; Mytilidae. Bases 466 to 2094 code for a protein of 542 amino acids. Gene Ontology annotation, molecular function: procollagen-proline 4-dioxygenase activity; L-ascorbic acid binding; protein binding. Gene Ontology annotation, biological process: peptidyl-proline hydroxylation to 4-hydroxy-L-proline. The record is from RefSeq and is a predicted model, not a curated record.
ACCGAGAGGUAAUCACGUGAUAUCAACAUGACAUUUGGAAAAUUAUUUUCUCCCAGGGCGAAUUAAAGUGAUGUGAUUAAAAAAAUAGCUGCUUAAUAGUGCAUCGGCUAGCAAAGUAUAAAAGAAAAUUAUGCAAAUUAAAAAGUACAAAAUUUAAGACCUUUUCAACCUUUUUAAACCUCGUUGAUUUGUUUCAUAAUAUAUCUACAGGGGCACCUGUUUUCCCUUACAACAAUGGAAUAGCCCAUCAAUGAAAUGUAAUUUGAUAAGGGGCACUUUUUGAUGUUGUGUGUGUGUAGAUUCCCGAAGAUUCUACGCAAGAGUUUGUGCACGUAAGCCACUAUCCAACGUGGAACUUUCUGGUGAUUUCUCAGACCCUUCAUGUUACUUGGUACUGAAGUUGUCAUUCACUAUUAAACAAAUUGUUUAAAAAAAAACUAAGUUUUGAAGACUAACUCAGGAACAAUGACAAAUCAGAGGUAUUUGUUGUUGCUUAUUUGCGUGGCAUCAGUUGUUAGAUGUGAACUGUUUACAUCUUUGGCCCACAUGGAAAGAGCUUUAUUUGCAGAGAGAGAAAUUUCAUCAAGAAUAAAAGAAUAUGUGACAGAAGAAAAACAAAGACUGGAUGCACUUUCUAGGUUAGCCGAUGAGUUAGAGACACACAGUUCUAAAGCUUUAGAGAACGUAGAUUUUUACUUGGGGAACCCUGUCAAUGCCUAUCUGUUUGUCAAGAGAUUUACAGUUGAUUGGGAACGACAUAUUGAAGAUAUUUUGAAAUGGAAACCAAAUGAAGAAUUUCAUGAAAAAGUAACCAAAUUGAAAGAGUAUUUGCCAACCUAUGAAGAUUUAAAUGGAGCCGUAGCAGCCUUGUUGAGGCUUCAGGACACUUACAAAUUGGAAACAGAAAAAAUAGCAGCCGGAGAUAUAGCUGGUAUUAAAACAUCAGAACUGUCAGCUGUUGAUUGUCUAUAUGUUGGCAAGUAUGCAUACACCCAGAGUGACACAUACCAUUGUCAUAUGUGGUUGGAGGAAUCCCUUAAUAAAGAUAUGAAAGAAAUCAAUAAAACAGCCGAUCGAUCAGAAAUCCUGGAUUACCUAUCUUAUGUUACAAUGCUGCAAGGAAAUGUGAGACAUGCAUUAGAUCUGACAAACGAAUUGUUAACAUUAGUCCCAGGUCAUGACAGAGCUUUAAAUAAUAAAGAAUACUAUUUGAAAAUGAUAAGUGAGAAGGAAGAAAAGAUGGGGGAAACUGCAACGAUGGGAGAAGAUGCUUCUAUGGGAGAACAAGCAGCAGCAGAUGAGCCCUUGAAAAAUGAAAAAGGGAGGGAUGAAUAUAAAUCAACGGACGAGUUCAUUAUGUAUGAAAGGUUAUGUAGAGGAGAACAUACACAUGAUUACAAAGACCAACAUAAGUUAGUAUGUAGAUAUAAAACUAACAACGAUCCACUAUUGUUGAUAAAUCCAGCCAAAGAAGAGGAAAUUUAUCUUGAUCCUUAUCUUGUGGCUUAUCAUGAUGUUAUAUCAGAUUAUGAGCUGGCUGUUAUCAAAAGUAUUGCCACUCCAAAGCUUGGAAGAGCAACAGUGCAUAAUGCUAAAACAGGAAAAUUAGAAUUUGCUCAUUACAGAGUAAGCAAAAGUGCUUGGUUAAGACCUGAUGAUGACAUUGUUGUAGAAAGAGUGAACAGGAGAAUAUCUGCUGUCACGAAAUUAGAAAUGGAUACAGCUGAAGACCUACAGAUAGCUAAUUAUGGUAUAGGUGGACAUUAUGAACCUCAUUUUGAUUUUGCAAGGAAAGAAGAGUCUAAUGCUUUCAAAGGUUUGAAUACUGGCAAUAGGAUAGCAACAUGGUUGUCAUAUAUGAGUGAUGUUGAAGCAGGUGGAGCGACAGUCUUCCCAUAUAUUGGAGUUAAAAUAUUCCCUAAAAGGGGAAUGGCAGCAUUUUGGUAUAAUUUGUAUAAAAACGGAGAUGGUAUUUAUGACACACGGCAUGCUGCAUGUCCAGUUUUAGUUGGUACAAAAUGGGUGUCAAAUAAAUGGAUCCAUGAACGAGGACAGGAAUUCCGAAGACCAUGUGGUUUAGAAGAAGACGACUAAAGAAAAGACAAAAAGGGAGAUAAUUUAUGAAGAAAUUUGUGAUUCCAUUCAUUAACAAUCAUUAUAUAUGUAUAUAUAGAAUAAAUCACGAUUAUGCAUUGUUAUAGGAAAUUUUUUUUGCAAAUUUGAGUUAUUUGUAACACAUUGUUAUUAACUCUUUUCAAUCAAUUGAUUUUGAUACCACUCUUAUUUUAUACACAAACCUGCUUAGAAAGGAAUUGAGUUUUCUUUGAAAAUUUUUAGGUAGAAAUUGCUUAAAUUAGCCUGAAAAUAAUCUAUAAUCUUGCAAUUCAAUUUAUCGUUGCAGGUCUAUAUGAAUUCCAUAAAAAGAUUGAAGUCAGAUCUUGUUUGUUUAAAAUAUUGUUGCAUAUUAAAUUUACACGUAUUUUCAUUGAGUAGCAAGGAAAAUUAAUCUGCAGCUGCAAAAUGAAGAUUCUUUAUAAAUUAAGUAUGUUAUAAACUAAAUAAUUGUUAUUAUGAAAAAUAAUAAUUAUAUUUUAUUAUUACCUUUGCUAAGGAAAAGAAUAUAAUGUAGAGUAUUUUUUUCAUUUUUCCUGGUAGCUUUAUGUUAAGUCUUUUUUUACGGAACUGAAAUUAUAGGAUAUUAUCUUUUAAUGGGUGAAUAUAUCUUUGAAAGUUAUGAAAAGCCUUGCAUACAUUAUAUCACUUAGAGAUAUAUUUUACAAAUAAGAGACUGCUAAGUUUUGUGUUAUGCUUCAGAUCCAGACUAAUGCAUCAUCUUAGAAACACAUCUUUGAUAAUUAAACAAGACGGGGAUAAUUUGGGUUACCCUUGCAUAUAUUUUGUGCAUGAAUAACACUUGAAAGAUAUUUUUCUAAACAUGUAUUGUGUAGAGUCAUUAAAUUUGGUAUAAGGUCACAUCUAAAAAGGAUCCAACAGAAAAAUCUUUAAUAUUUUUAAACAUUUUGCAUUUGUCAAGAAUUUUUUAUUUUUGUACAGCAGUAAAAAUUGACAAGUGGAUACACCUGGGAUUUUAAUGACAAAUUUGCAACCUUGACCUUUAGUUAAUGCAUAAAUGAUUUCUUUCCAUCUUUGUUAAGCAAGAGAUCAAAUACACUGCAAAUAAAAUAAAACUUUUUGUAUUGAAAUAAGUUAGUUGUGUUAAAAUAUAUUUAAGUGCCUUGUUCACAAAAAGAACAUAAAACACACAUUUUUAAAAUCAACAUACACAAUAUUAUAGAUAAUGAAUUGUUAAAAUAUUUUUAACUGCUAUUUUAAAAUAAUAACAGAGAACCCUUUGUUUUCUCUUUGUUACUUGUGUUGCUUAAUUUGUCUGGUUGUAUACUUUUGUUUACAACUUUAAGUCUAAAUUAAAUGUCUUUUUGAUUCCUUUCCAUGUCACAAAGUGGAUUAAUUUUUAUUUCAAUAAAUGAUGUGUUAAAAACAAUUCUACAUUACUGGAAAAUAUUUUUCAUUGUUUCAUGUGUCCAGGGUUAUACUCUUGUAUCUCAUUUUUCAUUGGGCAGCAUUUAAAAUAUUCAUGACAUACAUUUCAUUAAUGAUGUCAUCAUAGUAGCCUGCUGGUAGGUGAAACAAAUUCUGGUUAUGGAAAUUUACUGUUUUUCUAUAAUUAAAGAUUCAUUAGUACAAACAAAGAAAUAGUAUACCCAUACUCAUGGAGUGUAUAGUAAACAGUAAUCACCCUGUCUGUCAGUCUGUUUAUAUGUUUUUGUCUAUUUGUAAAUUUCGUAGAUAUUUCUGACUAGAAACAAUUUGGUAUAUGUUGUGAACUUUAUCAAUACUUUACCAACUAUGGAUAGAAUUUUUAAUAAAUGUUUAAUAAUGAGUGGAGAUAGAAUCGGUUAAACAUUUGUAAUUUUUUUUUGUUUUUUUUUAUUGCAUAAGAAUUGCCAUCAUUGUAUAAUAUUGAUUGUUACAAAUUACUGUUAAAUGAUAAUUCCAAUAUGUUGCUGUUCAACUUAGUUUCAACUAUCACAUCUUUGAAAAUAUUGGUUAAGUUAACUUUAAAAUACAAAACAUUUAUACCUACCUUUCUUAUACAUGUAUAAUUUUUUAUUUGUUUUUAAUGACUUUAAAAGUAUCAUGACUUAGAUACAGCUUACUUUAUUAUAUUAAUAUAUAGUAUAGAAGAUUAUGUGUGUAGUAUUUUUAAUUUCUUACAUAUUGAAUACCAAAUAAUAUUUUUAAAUGUAUCUUUACUGUUUUAUUUCAGUGACUUGAACAUGUGUUGAUUUUUGACUUUGUUUCUAGCUUUAAUUCUACUAAAAUCCAGUUUUAUUCUAUUAGUUCUGUAGUUCAGUUUAUAUUUUCAUGUUCAGAUUGACUUGUACGGUACAUAUCUUCUGAUUUGUGUCCUAUUUAUAGGGCACAUGCUUUGUUAAAAACUAAUAUGUGAUAUCAAACUCUAUCAUGUUUUAUCAUUCAUUUCACCAAAUUGUAUUUAGCUGUAUGGAAAGUUUCAUGUUGAUAGUUUUGAUGUUCAAAAACAAACAUUUAAUAGGUUGUUGUUCGGUGUGAGCCAAGGCUCUGUGUUAAAGGCCAUACUUUAACCUAUAAUGGUUUACUUUUUAAAUUGUUAUUUGGAUGGAGAGUUGUCCCAUUGGCACUCACACCACAUCUUCCUAUAUUUAUUUAAAACAAAAACAGAUUCUCUGUAUUAAAGUGAAUUUAAAAACUGAGCAUUUGUAUGAAUAUCUUUGUCUAUAAACUUUUAAAAUCUACAGAGUUUGAUAUGAACCAUGGUAUAUAUAGUAGUUUUACUAAAGAUUUAAAUGAUUUUAUAAAUGCUGAUACAUCUUAUGUUAAAUAUGAUAAUCAGAAAACUGUGUUCUAAAACUAACACUUUAAAAUAAAAAAUACAUGUUUUUUUUUUAGGAAUUUAGGAUCUAUUAUAUGAACUUUUGGUUAUCACUGACUUUAAACUUAUGAAAUCUACAAAGUUUGCUAUGAAUCCUGAUAUAUAUAGUAGUUAUAGUGAACAUAUUAAUGCUUUUAUAAAUCCUGAUAUAUCUUAUGUUAAAUAUGAUAAUCAGACAAUAACUGUAAUGUAUUUUUAUAUUGUAUGUGUAUAUAAAUGUUUUGGAAAAUCUAUCAGUCCUUUAACAAUUGAGUUUUAUUCUUUUGUUAUAUCAGCUUUACCUCUGAAUAAUUUGUGCCAUUCAAAAUAAUUUAGAAAAACAAUCUUGCCUUUAUUCUAAUAAAUCCAUUAAGUAAUAAAUUGUGCCAUAGUAAAAUAAAUCUUUAUUUGUCAAUGCUUUUAUCAGAACUGUCAUCUACCCAAAAAUGUUGCUUUUGAAUUGAGAGGAAAUAGUUCAAGUUUCAUCUUUAUGUAUAUAUAUUUGUAUGAUAAUUUUGUUCACUUUUAUAACACAUGAUCCAGUUUGAGUAUCUCCAUCUUUAAUAAAAAUGACAACUGCCAUUGAAACAUUUCUAAGAUAUAAAAAAAUUUCAAUCAUAAUUUUGAUGAAACAAUAUGUUAAAAGUAAAAUUAACUGUAGGUGUAGCAUUUCAUUAAUAGAUACCAUUAUUUGCCAUGAGGCAGAAAAAGAUGUUGAGAUUUUCAAUGUCAUAAUAUUUUGAAUACUCAUCUUCACUUAAAAAAAUGUCCCUUUACUUUUAUAAUCUCUAAAUUUUACAUUGACUGUUUUAAUGCCCCCUUUCCUUUAUAAUCUCUGAAUUUUACAUUGACUGUAAAAAUGUCUCCUUACUUUUAUAAUCUCUAAAUUUUACACUAUCUGUUUAUGUUUCGUAUAUAUUGUUGAGUUUGUUAUGAAUUGUGUUUGUUCAUAUUGAAUCUCUGAUCAAAGAUCUAUAAAAAUGUUCACCAAAGAUAAAUCAUUAUUAAACAUGUGUUUUAUUUAUAUUGACCAAUGCCUAGGAAAUACAAAUACCAACGUAUAGAGGAGAGAAAAAUCAUUGUGCAUGAUACAAAGAAGGAAACAUUAACUCAGGGUCAAGAUUGCAUAAUAGUUGUUUUAUGAGUAAAAGAAGAGGUAUUAAGAUUAAACCUGGACACAAAUUGAUAAAAAGCAAAAAGGGUACACCAAGAGAAAUAAAAGCUUUAUUGCUCCUUGUUAAUUUUUUAUCUAACUACCCAGGGUGUCAUUGAGUAGAAUUAUUGGAAAAGUUUUUACAUUAAUUUAUUAAUCUGACAAUUUCUUACAUAAUUGUUUAAAGUUUAAGAAAAAAAUUACAUACUUAAUUAUUGAUUUAUGACAUUAAGGAUACAAAAGAAAAAAGUGUUUAUUAUUGCAUUUUCCUUUAACAAUGCAUAUUGGUUUCUUCUUUUUUUUUUUUUUUUAAGUUUUUAUGUUACUUUUUUUAUAACUUUUCAGUAGUGCUUCAUUUCUCUAUUUAAAAGCUUUAUAUUGCACAUAAUAUGGGCAGAAAUUUUGAAAUAAUACACCUCAUAUUUGAAGCCUGCAUGCAAAGUUGUAAUUUAUAGGAGAUAAAUGCACUUUUUCUAAUAUUUGAAGCACUUUUGUAGUGUAAUUUCUUUUAUAGCCAGUUAAUGCAUGAUUAUAUAAGGCAAUGACUACAAUUUCCAGCUGCAUGCUGUCACAUAAGUUAGUACUAGAAAUCAUAAAUUGAAAUGAAAAUAUAAGUGCAAUUAGUGAUAAGCAAUUACCAACCAUAUAAAAAGCUAACUAUAUCUGUGUAAGCAAUAUUUUCAAGAAAAAUUUGAAAGAACUAAUAAUGUAUAGAUAAAAAGUAUUUGAUUUUACUUAAAAGUUAAAUUUUUAGCACAACAAAAUAUUAGUUGAGAACAAGGGUGAUUAAAGAAUAAGAAAUGAUUUCCAUGCAAAAUUACAUUUGUUACAUAUUUGGUAAUAGUAUUAUAGUGUAUGGAGUAGAAAACAUCUAUAAUGGACAGAUAAUAGCGACAUUCAGUUAAAUUAUCACACAUGAAUGUAUUGUUACCAACAUUUUUCUGUGAUACCAAUGUUGAAAUAUUAAAUGACAAUUGUUAUUGAUUUAAAUAAAUGUCAAUUUUUUUAAUGAAUUAUGUUUGGAACAUCCAAGGUGAUAUUAUUUUGUAAUAAAAUGUUGACAAGCAUUGCAAAAUGA